AUGGAAGUCGCUCAAACACCAUUACAAUUAACUCAGGAACAUCAGGAUGGGAGGAUUACAAAAGAGAACACAUCACCCCUCCGCUGGUCUCCACCGACCUCCGCGGCUUUAGUUGCAGCAGCUCUCGCUCCACCAACCCUUAGGCCGUGGUUACCAGACCCGCCGAGUAAGAAGACCAACCACUUGGGGCUGGUGUGCGUUGUAUGCGGCGACACAAGUUCUGGCAAACACUAUGGGAUCCUCGCUUGCAACGGAUGCAGUGGUUUCUUCAAACGAUCCGUCAGGAGAAAGCUCAUUUACAGAUGUCAAGCCGGCACGGGUCGAUGUGUGGUGGACAAGGCGCAUAGAAAUCAAUGCCAAGCCUGCAGAUUAAAGAAGUGCCUAGCUAUGGGGAUGAAUAAAGAUGCGGUGCAGAACGAACGUCAGCCCAGAAACACGGCCACCAUCAGACCUGAAGCCUUGCGGGAUAUGGACCAAGAGCGAGCACUCAGGGAGGCGGCGGUCGCUGUCGGAGUCUUUGGACCGCCAGUAUCACUCGCAAUGGCGCUGUCACCCGCCCGCUACCCCCUACUGUCGCCGCACUACGCGCCGUUGCCCCCCCCACAACCGCUGCCCGAUUCAUCACACGAUCACCACGAGGAGGGGAAUACGCAUUCUGAUAGCGAUGAUGACAGCAUCGACGUCACCAAUGAAGAAGAUUCGACUUCUUAUUCACCCCCCACUAUCACCAGCUACCCUCAGAACUGCAUGCCAUAUGGUCCGCUCGGAGUAGAAAGUGCGGCGGAGACGGCGGCACGACUGUUGUUUAUGGCCGUUAAGUGGGCCAAGAACUUGCCUUCCUUCGCCAGUCUCGCUUUUAGAGACCAGGUAAUAUUACUAGAAGAAGCGUGGUCAGAGUUAUUUCUCCUGAACGCAAUACAAUGGUGCUUGCCUUUGGACGCGGCUUGUACCGCACUCUUUGGGAACGAACAAACGGAUCAAGAAAACGGCACUAGUUCGGCGACCCUGCGCCGCUUGCGCGAGGUGCUCUCGCGGUAUCGCGCCGUGCUAGUCGACCCGGCCGAGUUCGCUUGCAUGAAAGCUAUUGUACUUUUUAAAUCUGAAACCCGCGGUCUCAAAGACCCGCUCCAAAUAGAGAACUUACAGGACCAAGCGCAAGUGAUGCUGAUGUCGCAUUCGCGGACCGCGCACGCCGCCGCGCCGGCUCGCUUCGGCAGAUUGCUAUUAUUGUUGCCCCUACUUAGGAGUGUGCCCCCGGGGCAGUUGGAGCGAGAGUUCUUCGCUAGGACCAUAGGGCACACGCCGAUGGAGAAAGUGCUAGCUGAUAUGUAUAAGAAUUAG
Zerene cesonia (dogface butterfly) is the source of this 1341-nucleotide messenger RNA. RefSeq names its product photoreceptor-specific nuclear receptor-like. Gene Ontology annotation, biological process: positive regulation of transcription by RNA polymerase II; anatomical structure development; cell differentiation. The coding region runs from base 1 to 1341 and encodes 446 amino acids. Gene Ontology annotation, molecular function: zinc ion binding; nuclear receptor activity; RNA polymerase II cis-regulatory region sequence-specific DNA binding. The transcript is spliced from 11 exons. The record is from RefSeq and is a predicted model, not a curated record. Lineage: Eukaryota; Metazoa; Arthropoda; Insecta; Lepidoptera; Pieridae.